AUGGAGACCAUGAGGGGCCGCGCCUUGAUGGCCUGGUACCUUCGAAAGCGAGGUGCGAGUCCAAAGCUCUGUCAGUGUUUUGCCGGAUUCCUUGCCGAACCGGAAGGGGCAAUGCGUCGCUUCCGUCGUUCAUUGCUGGUCAUACGGGUAUACAGCAGCUCAGAAACCUUUGUGGCUAUCAAAAUUCGGGCUGUUCGAAUGCAAAAGAGCCGACAUAACCGUAGUGAACCCAAAAUGGGGCCCUCAUACAACUUCGACAAGCUAAGUGCGGGAUGCAACUCGGCCGAUGGAAAGGUGCUGCGCAUGUGUGUUCCACCCGAUUGA
This is a messenger RNA of Symbiodinium natans, 324 nucleotides long. Lineage: Eukaryota; Dinophyceae; Suessiales; Symbiodiniaceae. The record is from the annotation of a GenBank genome assembly.